Aplosporella prunicola CBS 121167 is the source of this 1392-nucleotide messenger RNA. RefSeq lists its product as uncharacterized. Gene Ontology annotation, biological process: transmembrane transport. Lineage: Eukaryota; Fungi; Ascomycota; Dothideomycetes; Botryosphaeriales; Aplosporellaceae. The record is from RefSeq and is a predicted model, not a curated record. Gene Ontology annotation, cellular component: membrane. Gene Ontology annotation, molecular function: transmembrane transporter activity. The transcript is spliced from 3 exons. The annotation marks the transcript as partial.
CUCAUCUACGGCUACAUCUUCUGCUUCUUCGGCUCGCUGGCCAUGUGCGCCUCGAUCAGCGAGAUGGCGUCCAUGUACCCCACCUCGGGCGGGCAGUACCACUGGGUGGCAUUGAUGUCGCCGCCGCGGUGGGCCAAGUUCCUCAGCUGGUUCACGGGGUGGGUGUCGGUGCUGGGGUGGCAGGCCAACUGCGCGAGCGCGUGCUACCUCACCGGCUCGAUGAUCCAGGGCCUGCUGGUGCUGAACGACCCCGGGUAUCCGUACAAGCGCUGGCACGCCACCCUCAUCAUGUACGCCGUGCUGCUGUUCAGCCUGUGCAUCAACACUGUGGGCGUCCGGUUCCUGCCCGCUGCUGAGGGCGUCAUCCUUAUCUUGCAUGUGCUGGGCUUCUUCGCUAUCCUUAUCCCCCUCGUCCAUCUUGCUCCGAUCAGCUCCGCCUCUUUCGUCUUCACCGACUUCAUCAAGACGGCCGCUUACCCCGAGGGUCUGAGCUCCGGCUACCCGGACGGCCUGAACUGGCUCGUUGGGCUGCUGACCGGCGCCGCCGUCUUCCUCGGCUUCGACGGGUCCUGCCACAUGGCCGAAGAGGUGAAAAACGCCUCCCUCAACGUCCCUCGCAGCAUGUUCUUCACCAUCUUCCUGAACGGCGCCCUCGGCUUCGGGAUGCUUCUGACGAUCCUAUUCAGCGUGGGCGACUGGGCCAGCGUACUCGCCUCCCCCACCGGCUGGCCCUUCCUCGAGCUCCUCCAUGCGGGCGUGCAGUCCCGCGCCGGCGCCACCGCCAUGGGCAGCAUCAUCCUGGCCAUGAUCUUCUUCGCGACCUUCGGGUACGUCGCGUCCGCGAGCCGGCAGCUCUGGGCAUUCGCGCGGGACCGGGGGAUGCCCUUCUCGCGCAGCCUGCGCUACGUCGAGCCGCGGCUCGCGCUGCCGCUGCCGGCGAUCGCGCUGACGGCCACGGUGACGCUCGUGUUGGGGCUGGUCAAUGUCGGGUCCUCGACGGCGUUUAAUGCGUUUGUCAGCCUUAUUGUCGCGAGCCUCUUCACGUCGUAUAUUAUCUCUAUCUCGCUGCUGUUGCGCGCGCGACUGUGCGCGGACGGGCCCGGCACGAUUGCUGGUGGGACGCUGCCUGCCGCGCCCUGGCGCAUGGGGCGGCGCGUCGGUGUCGUGGUCAACGUCGUCGCGCUCGCGUACUGCGUGCUCAUCUACGUGCUGUCGUUUUUCCCGACGGCGGUGCCGCACACCACCGAGGACAUGAACUGGGCCGUGGUCAUGUAUGUGGGCGUGAUCGCGUUCGGGCUGGUGUACUAUGCGCUGUGGGGGCGGAAGCAGUACGACGGGCCAGUGAUGGAGCGGCAGUUUGCCGAAGCGGCUGGAGCUGGGCGGGCGUCAUGA